CUUCUCUCCAGCAAGGAGGAUAACUCUCCCUCGCUCGAUUCAAUUUCCGACAGCCUAGAUCGAUCCGUUGUGCACAUUAUUUUUCUCUGAAUUCGCGCAGGGAUCCAUAAUAUCGGAAACCCUGCUCGUCUUCCUUGUAAAAAUCAAAUCUUUUGAAUUGAAUCAGGUUAUUUGGCUAUUGGCAUACAUUUAUGACCGAUCUGAUGCCUGAAAUCUCGUGAAGGUUGCGGGGUGCAGUAAAAAUGGCUUCGGUGAGUUUUGAGGAGGGUUUCGAGAACGACAUAGAGGCGCUACUUCGCGAACAGCAGAAACAUCACCAUCAAAGCCGAGCAUCCAUUAAUCGAGAGAGGGAUCUCAAUGUCUAUCGCAGUGGGAGUGCUCCGCCGACUGUUGAAGGGUCGAGGAACGCCAUCGGGAGCUUGUUUGGCCGAUCAGAAGUCGGUGGAUUUGAGGGACAGAACGCUAAGGAUGAGUUGUUGGAGGAGGAGAUGCGAUCGCAACUUGCUUACAUGUCUUACUACUACUCUAAUGAGAAUCUGAAUCCACGGCUACCUCCUCCUUUGCUGUCUAAGGAGGAUUGGCGUGUGGCGCAGAGGUUUGGGCCUGGUGGGUCUGGGUUAGGAGGGAUUGGUGAUCGGAGGGGGAGGAAGCCAUCGUUUGAAAGUGAUGGAAGUAGCCGCUCUCUUUUUUCAAUGCAACCCAGUCUUUUGGCGCAAGAUGAGAAGGAAUCCAUGGAGCAUGGUGGGGAAUGGCUGGAGAGGGGACGAGAUGGUCUGAUAGGGUUGCCGGAGAGUGGGCUUGGAACAAGGAGAAGGAGCUUCGCUGAUGUUUUGCAGAUUGCGGAUAGUAGCAUAAAUGCCACCUCAUUCCAAUGUUUGCUUACUCAAAUUGCUUUUGCGCUUUUUAACAUUUUGCAAAGUGGCUACUUUUUGGGGAAUCCCGAGAAUACCAUCUUAGUGAAGCGGUUCAUCGGCUGGAAGCCGUCGGAGGUUGACGAGGAGGCCAAGCAGGUUUCGUACAGGGUUUUGAGAGAUGAGAACGGGAAUGUGAAACUCGAUUGCCCGGCGAUUGGGAAGCAAUUUGCUGCUGAAGAGAUCUCGGCACAGGUUUUGAGAAAGUUAGUUGAUGAUGCAUCAAAGUUUUUAAAUGACAAGGUCACCAAAGCUGUUGUCACUGUUCCUGCAUACUUCAAUGAUUCCCAAAGAACAGCGACAAAGGAUGCUGGUCGUAUUGCUGGUUUAGAAGUCCUCCGUAUCAUCAACGAGCCAACGGCUGCAUCUUUGGCAUAUGGUUUUCAGAAGAAGAAUAAUGAAACAAUUUUGGUAUUUGACUUGGGAGGUGGCACCUUUGAUGUUUCAGUUCUUGAGGUUGGAGAUGGCGUUUUUGAGGUGCUGUCUACAUCUGGUGAUACUCAUCUUGGUGGGGAUGACUUUGACAAGAGGAUUGUUGACUGGCUUGCUUCGAACUUUAAAAGGGAUGAAGGAAUUGACCUUCUAAAGGAUAAACAAGCACUCCAGAGACUAACUGAGACAGCUGAGAAAGCUAAGAUGGAGUUAUCAACUUUAACUCAGACAAAUAUCAGCUUGCCGUUCAUUACUGCUACUGCUGAUGGCCCCAAACACAUAGAGACAACUAUCACAAGGGCAAAAUUUGAGGAACUAUGCUCGGACCUUCUUGACAGGCUUAGAACUCCUGUAGAUAAUUCCUUAAGGGAUGCAAAACUAUCAGUCUCGGAUUUGGAUGAGAUUAUCCUUGUGGGUGGACUUCCUGCUGUGCAGGAACUAGUGAGAAAGAUAACUGGAAAGGAACCAAAUGUAACAGUUAACCCUGAUGAGGUUGUUGCCCUUGGUGCUGCAGUUCAGGCUGGAGUAUUGUCCGGAGAUGUCAGUGACAUUGUUCUUCUGGACGUGACACCUUUAUCUCUUGGUUUAGAGACAUUGGGUGGCGUGAUGACAAAGAUUAUUCCAAGAAACACCACACUGCCCACCUCUAAAUCAGAGGUCUUCUCGACCGCAGCAGAUGGUCAGACUAGUGUCGAGAUCAAUGUUCUGCAGGGUGAAAGAGAAUUUGUGAGGGACAACAAAUCAUUAGGAAGUUUCCGUCUUGAUGGAAUUCCACCAGCACCUCGUGGGGUACCACAGAUUGAAGUCAAGUUUGAUAUUGACGCCAAUGGCAUUCUCUCUGUUACUGCAGUGGACAAGGGUACUGGAAAGAAGCAGGACAUCACCAUUACAGGGGCUAGCACGCUGCCCAAUGAUGAGGUGGAUAGGAUGGUAAAAGAGGCAGAGAAGUUUGCAAAGGAAGACAAGGAGAAGAGAGAUGCCAUAGACACCAAGAACCAAGCAGACUCUGUAGUGUAUCAAACUGAGAAGCAGUUGAAGGAGCUGGGAGAGAAGGUUCCUGCUGCUGUUAAAGAGAAGGUUGAGGCCAAACUCAAGGGGCUCAAGGAUGCCAUCUCUGGUGGAUCAACUCAGAGCAUCAAGGAUGCAAUGACUGCUUUAAAUCAGGAGGUGAUGCAGCUUGGUCAGUCCCUCUACAACCAGCCUGGUGCACCUGGCACUGGCCCAGCACCUGGUGCUGAUGCUGGUUCUACCGGCGGAGCUAGCAAGGGACCCGAUGGUGGUGAUGUGAUUGAUGCCGAUUUCACUGAUAGUAAGUGAAGGUUUUGAGGGAAGGCUGUGAGAUGAUUGUUUAUUUAAUGGCGAAAAAUUGCAUUAAGUACUGAAAUAAACUUAAUUGCUCUUUUUGCACACAUGUUAGGGGCCAUGUAUUUGUACUGCAGCUUUAUAUGACUUGCUCACCAAUUGUGGAAUUUUGAUAUUAGUGUAGUUAGAAAGCUGGGGUUUUAAGCAUGUGUAGUGUUUUGCAACGGUUCUCCGUAUGAUUUAUGGCAUAUUUAUUGUUUUUCC
Messenger RNA from Phalaenopsis equestris, 2909 nucleotides. RefSeq names its product stromal 70 kDa heat shock-related protein, chloroplastic-like. The record is from RefSeq and is a predicted model, not a curated record. Gene Ontology annotation, cellular component: cytoplasm; chloroplast. Lineage: Eukaryota; Viridiplantae; Streptophyta; Magnoliopsida; Asparagales; Orchidaceae. Gene Ontology annotation, molecular function: ATP-dependent protein folding chaperone; misfolded protein binding; ATP hydrolysis activity. Gene Ontology annotation, biological process: protein refolding; cellular response to unfolded protein.